Molecule: messenger RNA, 411 nt
Organism: Camelina sativa (false flax)
Lineage: Eukaryota; Viridiplantae; Streptophyta; Magnoliopsida; Brassicales; Brassicaceae
Source: RefSeq, a predicted model, not a curated record
AUGGAGAACUCGAUCACGACUGAUCUCAUCGUCGAGAUAGUCUCGAGAUUGCCAGCAAAAUCAGCAGCCAGGUGUCGCUGCGUGUCGAAGCUAUGGAGAUCCAUCCUCCGGCGUCAAGAUUUCACCGACUUGUUUCUGACCAGGUCCAAAGCUCGUCCACGGCUCUUACUUGCGGUACAACAACUACAAGACGGUGAGUGGAGCUUUUACUCAACGCCUCAGCCUCAGAAUCCAUAUGAGAAGUCUUCUCUUGUAGUAUCCGCCGCUGAUUUUCAUAUCAAGUUCUCUAAAGGGAGAAGCGGAUACAACUGUAGCUAUACAUCUGGAUUGAUCUAUUUUCAUAAUAUCUGCAUCCCAAAGGACGAUGAUGAAGAUGCAAAGCGUGUGAUAUCUAACCCUGUUGCAUUGUAG